Pteropus alecto (black flying fox) is the source of this 2743-nucleotide messenger RNA. RefSeq names its product proteasome subunit beta 9 (gene PSMB9). Bases 153 to 815 code for a protein of 220 amino acids. The record is from RefSeq and is a predicted model, not a curated record. Gene Ontology annotation, cellular component: proteasome core complex. Lineage: Eukaryota; Metazoa; Chordata; Mammalia; Chiroptera; Pteropodidae. The transcript has 6 exons. Gene Ontology annotation, molecular function: threonine-type endopeptidase activity.
UCGGGAUCCACUAGUCCAGACUUCUUACCCCUCGCCUCAGGGCGGGCUCUCUAGUCACCUGUCUCUGGGUAGAUCUGCCCCACGCAGGUUAGCGUCCGGGUGCCAAGCCUCACCAAGAGGUCUCUGGCGCCCCCUGGCGCCCCCUGGCGGGCAUGGCGAAGGGGCGGGGCUAUAGGGUGAGCGCAGCUGGCUGUCCCAGGUCGGAAACCAGUGCCCCAGGCAGCGAGGAGCGCGGCGCGGUGAUGCUUCGGACGGGAGCACCAACUGGGGACUUUCCCCGAGCCGGAGAAGUCCACACUGGGACAACCAUCAUGGCAGUAGAGUUUGAUGGGGGUGUUGUGGUGGGUUCUGAUUCCCGGGUGUCUGCAGGAGAAGCAGUGGUGAAUCGAGUAUUUGACAAGCUGUCCCCCCUACACCAUCGCAUCUACUGUGCCCUCUCUGGUUCAGCUGCUGAUGCCCAGGCCGUGGCGGACAUGGCUGCCUACCAACUGGAGCUCCAUGGGAUGGAACUGGAAGAACCUCCACUUGUUCUGGCUGCUGCAAACGUGGUGAGGAAUAUCAGCUAUAAAUACCGGGAGGACCUGUCUGCACAUCUGAUGGUAGCUGGUUGGGACCAGCGCGAAGGGGGCCAGGUAUAUGGAACCCUGGGAGGAAUGCUGACUCGACAACCUUUUGCCAUUGGUGGCUCUGGCAGCACCUAUAUCUAUGGUUAUGUGGAUGCAGCGUAUAAACCAGGCAUGUCCCCUGAGGAGUGCAGGCGCUUCACCACGGAUGCUUUGCCUGAAGUCAGGCCUCAGGUGGACGAGAGAGUGUAAGGGAGCCUCCCCAACAAGAUGCUUGAGAAGCGGAUUCCCUUGUUCUUGACAUGAACCCUCAUGAGCACAGGGCAACUGCUGAGCUGCACAUGCCUGUGCCAUGCCUUUUUAAAAUUAGAAGGCUGUCAUUUUUUUUAUUGGCCAAAGAAUUGUAUCCUGUGCCCCUCAUUCCAGAAAGAACUUGUAGCAGCUUAUAGGGACAGAUGAAAUUUAAAAAGAAGAAGGAGGAGAAGAAACUGGGGCAAAGAGAAAAAUAAGUGAAGCCAAGGGGCAAAGCUAAUAUACAACACGAAUAUCUUUUUUUAAAAAUGGCGUGCUGGAUCUGUCUUAUACUGACUAACCAGGGCAGAUUGUAAAGUAUUCAGGAAUUUUGAAAGGCAGCUGUUAACCAUUGGCAGCUUGAUAUUGACCAUCGUAGAAGUAUUUAUGCCACAGAAAUCAGUAAUGCUACAAGUCAGAGCUUUUCUUUCUUCCCCAGAGAGCCAACUUAACAGGAAACAUACUUAUCUGUCGACUAUCACUGGGUAAAAAAAAAAACAAACAAAAAAAAAACCUGGCUCUGAGCUAAAGGGUAGUGAAAGCAAAGGCAGAAAUGAAAUUAACUAUAAGAUUCAAAUGGUUUAUUAAGAAAAAAAGCCAUCCAAAAAAAACUUACAAAAUUUUUCAAGCCACAGAACAUUUACCUAGAAAACACACUAUGCCAUAAAGAAAACUCCAAUAAAUUCCAAAGUAUUAGAAUCUUUGAAACUAUCCAUAUUCUGUGGCCAGACUGUAACAAAAUUAGAACUAGAUGACAAAAAGAUACCUAAAUUUUUCAUGCUUUGCAAAUGAAGAAAAUAUUGAUAAAUAACAUGGAUUUAAAAGGCAGUCAUAAAUGAAAUUAAUUCAUUUAGAACCAGGUGGUUAAAAUGUUGCAUAUCACAUUUUCAUAAACAUAAUUAGAACAGUACUUAAAAAGAAUUUUGUAGCUUCAGAUACAUUUAUUAGAACAAGAAAUUUAAAAAUAACUUAAAAAUUCUCCUGAAAAAUCUGGAAAAAGGCAAUUGAGCAUACCUAAGAAACAAGAAGGAAGGAAAUUAUAAAGAUAAAAAUAUAAAACUAUUUAAUAGAAAACAAAUCUAUGUAGUAAAGAUUCACAAAACCAAAAGCUGCUUCUUAAAAAUAUAUAUUUAUAACAUAUUCAGACUUAGAACCAGACUGACCCUGAAUAAAGGGGAGAAAGAAAUCAAUAAACAAAAUAAAACAAACAAAACAAAACAAAAAAAGAAUGAAAAGAAGGGAAUAGCUACAAAUAUAACAGAGAUAUGAAACAUAAUAAAGGGUUUAUGAACAAGUAUAUGCUAAUAAUUUGAAAACCUCUGUGAGAUAGAUAAGUUCCCAGAAAAUUUUAGCCUACCAAAAUUAGCAAGAAGAAAUACAAAAUUUGACUAUGCCAAUAAAUAUUGAAGAAAUGAACAAAUUUGCAAAGGCCUCUAAUAAAAAUAAUAUUUUUGUAAAAAAAUGCCCAGAUGGUUUCACAGAUGAGUUACACUAAACAUUCAAGGAAUAUGCAACUCCUAUGCUAUGGUAUUUGUUUGUUUGCUUGUUUGUUUGUUUGUUUUCAGAAAAUAGGAAAAAGAUUAAAAGCUACUGAGCUAAUUUUAUCAGGCUAGUAUAAUCUUGAUUCCAAAAUGAGGUAUGGAAAAUUCAAGGAAAGAAAAUAAUAUGCUCAUUUCACUUUGAACAUAUGUGGGGAAAAUAAAUAAUUAUUUAUGAGUUGAAUUCAACAGUAUUAAAAAUAAUAAUAUAUCAAGAUCAAAUGGAAAAUCCUUAGAAUGCAAGAAUGCUUCAAUAUAAUCAAAUAUAUUACUGCUAUUCACCAUAUUCAUUGACUCAAAGGAAAAACCAUCUGCUUUUCUCAAUCAAUAAAGGCAUUUUAUAAAGUUAAA